Messenger RNA from Anopheles stephensi (Asian malaria mosquito), 10394 nucleotides. RefSeq lists its product as uncharacterized. NCBI's taxonomy places the organism in Eukaryota, Metazoa, Arthropoda, Insecta, Diptera, Culicidae. Gene Ontology annotation, biological process: receptor guanylyl cyclase signaling pathway; protein phosphorylation; cGMP biosynthetic process. Gene Ontology annotation, molecular function: protein kinase activity; peptide receptor activity; guanylate cyclase activity. The coding region runs from base 1235 to 6232 and encodes 1665 amino acids. The record is from RefSeq and is a predicted model, not a curated record. The transcript has 16 exons.
GCCAUUCAGUUUCGGUGAGCAGCUCGUGCGAUACGGACAGACCGAAAUUUCGUCCAGCGUUGUGCGCGUCCUGCGAGUGUCCUGACUGCUGCUGCUACUGCUUGCUAGUCCUUCAGCCAUCAGCCAUCGUUCAGUGUGUUUGGUGUGCGUGUGUGUUCCGGUGGCAAAAGGCUUCCUCCAUCUAGCAGCUUCCAGCCGUCACCUUCCACCUUACGCGUGUUCAUUCCAGUGCCAUUUUCACCCUUUACUGUGGCCAGAUGCAUGCACGGUGGAUUUAGAGCGGAGUGAUGUUUAAUUGAAUUUCCCUAUCAGAAGGUGCACAGUCGCUCGGGGUCGGUGAGUCGCUAACUCACCAGCUCGGUACCAACAGUUGGUUCCAGUUGGCAGGACCUCGGAGAGAUUUACGCGAGUGUGCGUGUGUGUGUGUGCUGGUGUGAAUAUGUGUACGUGUUAGCCUUGUGUGAUCUGUUGUGCUAGUUUCAGCACAAAUUCAAAACGUGUGUACAAAAGCGUUUUUCAAUUUAAUUCUAUUAGUUCAAUUUAACGUGCGCCAUUCACGUCGGUCGUUCGGUGUCGGUGGCUGGCGUAACAGAGGUGCUAAAUACACGCAGGCAGCGAAAAUAACAUCAACAAAAAAAAGGUAAACCGUGCUAUCUCAGCAGGAAAGGUGAACCAUUAGUGUCAACGCCAGCUAUCCCAAAUCAUUCACUGGAGCUUUAUCGGCGCGGCGCAGGAUUGCGUCCAACCAGGGAGUAAUAGCAACAGCACCUUCCCAGAUCCUCUACAAAUAUGCAAUCGCGUCUGCUGAUACUAUCCGGAUGAAAGCAAUUCCACUUUACGACCGUCGCCAUUUGCGCUAAGGAGCAGAGCGAGCCCGCCGGAACGGACCAUCCAUAACGAGCUGAUCAUUGUAGCGCUAAUUAAAUAAUGCAACACUAAGACACUAAGGGCGUGGGAUGGGCCACCGACUAUCGUCGAUGUCACCCGGCACGGACGCAUUCAUUAUAAUGCACCAAGCGAACUAAUUUAUCAUUGCCACGGCCGAACGGCGCACCCGGACGCUAGCGUCCGCAGCAGAAACAUAUCAAACGCCUGGUAGCGCGGGUAAAGCAGCACAGGGGGUUGGGAGGAAGCACGGGUAUGAACAUUGCUACCCGGCUCGUCGUUUGCACUGGACCUUCCCGGCCAGGACCAGCUUAGAAGAGCGCGAGAACCACCCGAUGAGAGCGAACCAAUGGUCACCCACAUGAAGCCACCUGUUUGCCGCAUGUACCACGUCACCCUAAGACUGCUGAUCUUUGCAGUGCUCUUCCUCAACUCGUUCAUUGAUCUUGCCACUAUCGAUGGUCACGUCCUUCUUCCACGUCCUCUCGCAAGUACCACUAGCAGCACUAGCUCCCCGGUUCGUAACGGUUCCACUGCUGGCAGUGACAAUAUUGCUACGAUCUUUACCACCAGCACAACCACGCUACCAUCCUUCGACGACGACCGUACCAGGCCCACGGAAUCGACCGACAAUCAGCAUACCGGUGGUGACCGGCACAGUGACAUGCUUAACAGCACGGCAGCCGGCAGCAUUUUGGUGGUUGCACCUGAAAACUUUUCCACCGACCAGCUACGCCAAGGAUUCAACAACUUUGUCCAACUGCUGCAAACUAACCGGCCACCGGCGGCGGUGAGCGACAACGACAAUCUGACGCUUCCGCUCUUCGACAAGUUGAUCCAGUUUCGUUCCUGGCGCGACAUGGUUACGUUCGAACGCUGGCUGGACGAUCCCGCUUUUACGACCGUGCUUUAUAUGUCGGACGAAAGUGACAGCUUCAUCGGAUACUGUGACAGCCUUUCGACACACCUGUCAACCGUCUACCGGAAGCUGGUGCUUUUCUGGCCGUGCCCAAGGAUGAAGGCAACGGUAAAGUUCAUUCCCUCUUACGAAACAGUUUCGUUCGCCGUGAAAAGCAUCGCGCAGCAGCUUAAUUGGACCGAGGCGAUCCUGCUAGCGACAGAUGCCAACCGUGCGCUAUCGCUUGCCCUGGCCAGUAAUCUACACAUACCGUACACGAUAGCGAUGGAUCCUUCCAGCAUUCCGGCCUCGUUUAACGAUAGCAACGGAAAAGUGGUAAUCAUCUGUUCGUCGAUCAACUCACCACAAACAAUCAGCGUAAUCAAUCAACUUAAGCAGUACAGCAAAACGAAAAUCCUGCUCGUCGACAUGGUGGGAACCAUUUUCAACAGCAACAACGUGCUGUACCGCCGCCUAGCCGAGGAGGACGAACCGUUCGGUGAAUCGUUACGGCACCGGCGCAACCUGCUGGUCCUGACGAUACUUACCGAAAACUUUCGUUCCUUCCUGCACCGGUUGCACGGUGUCGAUCUCGGCGACUAUAAGCAUAUCAGCGAGAACUUGCUGAAAAUACGGUUGUCAGACGAAAUCCCCAUUCACGACGCAGACGACGACGAUGCCAUCAAUCGGACAAAGGACUCGGGUGAAGUAGCCGACCCGCUGUACCCGGUGUAUGAUGACGAUGAGUCCUCGGUGCAAUCACCACAUCCACCCGAACUACUGCUCGAACUGCUCAGCCUCGCAGCGAACGGCACGAACGCAUCCCAGGGCUGUGACUUCCAUUACUUUCUCAACCACGUCGCCAACUGGUACGAAAUUCUCUCGCAAACGUUCGAUUCAGCCCGCUGCCGAACAUUGUUUGGAAGCUAUUGUGAAACGAGCACGAGUCACGGUGGCAGUGCCAGCCAUCUCAAUCCAUCAUCAUCGGCGGACAACAUUACCGAGGGCGAAAGCUUCCCUGGUCAGCCCACGAAUCAAUCGUUUGAAGCAACCGUGGACGAAAUUGAGCGAUUCUGUGACCUCUUUCUCGCCAGCUACGAUAAACUACUGACCGAUGCCGUACCUACCACGAACGCAACCCAGCGCAACGCGUCCAUCGCUUUCCCGCCGUCCGAUCAUCUGCUAAUGUUUGGAGAGCACUUCUACUUCUUCGAUUUUCUGCUCGCCAUAUCGGAGGAUAGCCGGAAGCAGCGGCCGCAACAGCACCGCAAGUUUCAGUUCGAUUUUGUCGCGUUCGACUUCAAGAACAUUUCCCACCAUCGGGCGGCCGUUGUGUGGCGCCCGUUUCUGAUACUGCAGCAGAGCCAGCUGCAUCGGCACCAGUUCAGCAUGCAUCCGGUACCGCCCGGGUAUGCGGAUUGGGUUGUCGAAACGACACUCGAAACGAUCUGGAUCUGCGGAAUGCUGUGCUGGGCCAUCGUCGGGCUGGUCGGUCUGAUCGCUGUCGCCAUGAUCGUGGGAAGCAUCGUGUUCAGUAUUGCUGUGCGCAACUACAUCAUCAAGACGCGCCUCUCCAAGGGUCCGAACAAAAUCGUUCUCUCGCCUUCGGACUUUGUGUUUCCAGUUGACAUGCGAAGGGUUGACGAGGGUAUCGAAGCGAUGCUGUGCUGUUGGCUCCAGCAGCUGCAGGAAUUCGGUGGCCCCGAGGUGGAAAAGCCCGAUCUGCUGAAGGGAUCGAUUGGGUCGCUCAAGAACCUGGGACUGCCGGCGCCCACCAAACCGAGCUCGGGCAGCGAAACGCUAAUACGCCACCAUACCGCAGCAAUCGAUCAUAAGGCACGCUAUAAUGGUGAUUUAGUGCAGUUGAAGGAAAUCCCAUCGAGCUCCACAUCCCAUGAACUGAAAACGAAGGCAAUGGACCUGCUCGUGAUGGCGCACAGUUUACGACACGAAAACAUAAAUCCUCUAAUCGGCUGGCUAAACGAACCAACCCGUACGGCACUGGUGUUCGAGCACUGUUCGCGCGGUUCCCUGCAGGAUGUGCUCAUAAUGGACGAGAUAAAGCUGGACUGGUCGUUCCGGUUAAGCUUGCUGACGGAUUUGGUCCGUGGGAUGCGCUACCUGCACGCCUCCCCGUUACGCGUCCACGGUUCGCUGUCCUCCCGCAACUGUGUCGUCGAUGCCCGGUGGGUGCUAAAGAUUACCGACUACGGCAUGUUAAGCUUCUACGAAGCUCAGGGUAUUGCCCCGACACCACGGUGCGCAAAGGAGCUGCUCUGGACUGCCCCGGAAGCGUUGCGCGAUUCCAAAACCUACCCGAAGGCGGGCACCCAACCGGCGGACGUGUACGCGUUCGGUAUCAUCAUGCAGGAGGUGGUGGUACGUGGCGAACCGUACUGUAUGCUGUCCCUAUCGCCGGAGGAAAUCAUUGCAAAAAUUAAGAAACCACCGCCACUAAUACGACCGUCGGUGUCGAAGGGUGCAGCACCGCCCGAAGCAAUCAACAUUAUGCGCCAGUGCUGGGCCGAGAAUCCUGAAAUGAGACCUGAUUUUGCAGCUAUCUGUGAGCGUUUCAAGCAAUUAAACCACGGACGGAAGGUUAACUUUGUAGAUACGAUGUUUCAAAUGUUGGAGAAGUACUCCAACAACCUCGAGGAGCUGAUACGUGAACGCACGGAGCAGCUAGAUAUUGAGCGGAAAAAGACUGAACAAUUGCUGAAUAGAAUGUUGCCAAGUUCCGUUGCGGAAAAGCUAAAGCUGGGAUUGGCUGUCGAGCCGGAAGAAUUCGCCGAGGUAACGAUCUAUUUCAGCGAUAUCGUGGGCUUCACGACGAUUGCAGCCCACUGCACGCCGGUGCAGGUGGUCGAUUUGUUGAACGACCUGUACACUUGCUUCGAUGCCACUAUCAACGCGUACAACGUGUACAAGGUGGAAACGAUCGGGGACGCGUACAUGGUUGUCAGUGGGCUUCCCGUCCGUACGCCUGACCACGCCGAACAGAUCGCGACGAUGGCGCUGGAUCUCCUGUCACAAAGCGGCCAUUUUAAGGUUCGUCAUCUGUCGGGCGUUCCGUUGCAGCUGCGGAUCGGACUACACACUGGUCCCUGCUGUGCCGGUGUCGUUGGUCUAACGAUGCCCCGAUACUGUCUCUUCGGUGACACGGUCAACACGGCGUCCCGGAUGGAAUCAACAGGUUCGUCCUGGAGAAUUCAUAUGUCCCAGCAGACGUGCAAUUUGCUCGAGAAAGCCGGCGGAUACGUAAUCGAGCCCCGGGGGCCUAUCGAAAUCAAGGGCAAAGGCAAAAUGCACACGUACUGGUUGCUGGGCAAGAAGGGGUUCGACAAGGCGCUACCACCACCGCCACCGAUCGGGGAAUCGCACGGGCUCGACGUGGCGAUCCUGAAGCACUCGCUCUUCCAGUCGCAGCAGAACCACACCACCAAAAUCAAUAACGCCUCCAUCCAGAGCAACACCUGCUCGACGGCGAACCACUCGUCCAGCCAUUCGCCCUCGGUCGCGGGCGAAUCGAUCGAUGUGAAGGUCGAAAUAACGCCGCCCGUUCCAUCCGGCCCGGACCAGCUGCAGCAACCGGGCCACCCAGAUACUGCCGUCCUCUCGACAUCGUUCUCCAUCGAUUCGAGCUCGAGCAAUAACACGUUCACGCUGAACCUCGGUGACUUUGUGCAGCCGAAAGCGACGCCCCUGCCGAGCCCACAGGCUCGCAAACUGUCCGAAGUCAUUGCCGAUGGUUCGUUCCUGAACGCGAACCCGAACUUUGACCGGCUCAAUCCUUCGCCAACGUCCACCGCCAGCUCGACGCGGCUGUUCAAGCGAAUCGAGGAACUGAUCGACCUUAGCUCCCCGUACAACUACUACAAGUGUUUGAGCCCGAGCGAGAACAAUCUGUCCCAGUGUACGGAAUCGCGGUACGGUAGCUACCAGUUGCGCUCGGACAGUUGCUCCAGCAAACCGGGAUCUACGCGAUUUUUGCGGCGACAGUUCAGCCUCGACAAGGAUGACGUUGGACCGUCGUCCGGGGGUGGUACGAGCGGUGGAGCGACCAUGAGCCAGAAGGCGACACUCGACACCAUAUCUUCCAUAUCAGUCGAUCGUGAGCAGCUGGCACGGAUGGGUACGCUAACGUCCAUACCGUCGAUUAGCUCCACCAAUUCCGCGUCACUCCCGGGUGCCGGUGGUCAGAAGCAGCGUAGUUUGGCUAUGCACCGCCAGCAGUCGGCCAGUGUCGCUCAGGAUCUGGAGAAGAUCGAAGAGAUCCCACUGUCACCGCAAUCCUUCAUCAUAAAUCAUACGGGCAGUAGUAGUACCUCGAGCUUGCAGUCCGAAAUUAAUGAGCGCGGCCGAGCAUUCCGCAAUGGUGGAGGGGCGACCGAUCGGGCACACAACGGGAAGGAACUGCGCCUUAGCGUGGAGGCGCUCGGUCUUCGGUGAGUACACCAGGUCAGCUCGGUGUCGUUGCUGUAAGCGGGCCGGCUCCCAUGGCAAACCUAUGAGGCGAUCGGGAAACGACAUCUACCAACCGCGGCUGAACAACAAACAGCAAACUAAACAACAACACAUGUGGUGCCCGCGAGGUGCAAAAACUUCUUGACGAGCCGGCCGACCGACCGACCGACCCGGAGAGUUCGGGGUAGAAAUGUGUCCAGAUUUCGCCGAUUCCGGAUGAUAUUAUUUACAGUAUACGGUGUGGGUGUGUGAUUGAUGUUUGUGUGUGCACAUAGUGUGAGCAAGCACGUGUUCAAGCAUGCAGCCAUGUUAUCCUACUCGCCGGCUUUCAGCGCCUCAACCUUCGCGGCGCUAAAACUUUCACCAUCGAUCCACGCUCAGCGGAAAAGAGGCGAAAGGGCCACCCUACUCCCCCUCCCCUUUUUUCCUCACCUCCCCCUACCCCCGGCCGUUGCCUCCCGGUUGUAUGUGUAUGUUUAUUUUCUCGCUAGCGCACACGAAAACAAUCAACAAACGUUAGCAACAACAAACGGGUAUGCCGCGCCGCUACCGAGCCGAACCAAGCGAGCGUAUCAAUUUCGGCGCCGUAAGACACUUUUCCAGUGGAAUUCAGGAAGUGCCGGGCUGAAUGUGAAGCAAAACAGUGAGAAGUUGUCGAUUUUGCCGACAAACGGGAGGCAAACAAAAGCGAUGCAGUGAGGGUGGGUCGAACCGAUGUCCAUCAUCUUUUGAUGUGCAACAGUGUCGAAUGAUGAAAAUAAGUUUAAGCUCAGAAUUAGUUUGGUGGUUUUGGAGAUUUUUGGAUGCGUUGGAAACAAAUUCAGUUCAUCGCAAAAACAAUCCAUCAGCUGGCAUUGCUUCGAAGACACAUGAUUUUCAACAGAUUGUGUUAGUUUUAUUGAGACUAACCGAUAGUGUUAAUAGUUUGGCAAGAAAGACAUCCUUCUGCUUUUCUUUAAUUGAGCUAUGUUAUCGAUAUCUUGAAGAGUAUCGAUCAACAAAUUUGGAACAUUGAGAAGGGAUUGUUAUUCUGUCCAUUGAAAACCUUUUUCACGAUAAAACAUUGCUAUCAGAAGAUUAUUGUCAAGUUCUAUUCCAUACGUCUUUCGUCCAUAACAACUAACACUUCUAGGAACACAUCCCUCGCGGCAAAGCUACUCUAAGAAUCUCAGUUUGCUCAAUAAAUAUCCUUAUCAAAAAAUAUUUUUUUGAUCAAAAUGGGGUAUUUUUAAAUAUAUCAAAACGGCCCUUUAAGUCCUUACAAAAUCCUUGGAUUCCUUUUUUUCUACCCCACUGUAUUUCUUAAAGACUAUCUGUUACGCAGCCAAGACUUCAAGAGAAUCAUUUUGAAUCUCAUCUUCCUCCUUCGUCAAGCAAAAUGAAUUCUUAAUGCGCCAGUACAUGGAAAUUCUUGCAUUUCAAUUACAUCUUGCUACGCCGGCCGACGACGUACUACCUUAUCGCCAUUCAAACACUCCCAUCUUCUAUCAGCUGGUUUUAUCUGUGUUCCUGAAAAUCCCGGAAAAGGCCUAUACAUUUCCCAUCGCAUCCGUGUAAAUUGCACACGUUCUAAAACCAUUUACGGAAAGGGCUAGACUGGCACAGCGAGGAAUGUUUUCUGGGAAAGAAGUUAAUCCUUGGAAUCUCGCUAAUACUUACCGCACACACACACAGCUCCACCUUUCCCAGCGACCUGGCCAGCACCCGUCAAACGCAACAUCAUCAUUUAUUAAUUCAACUCUCACGCCCCGGCUGACUUUUGCAUUCCGUUGCCACUUGCCCAUUGACGGUGCGCCACGGAAAAGAAAAACAGUAAGUAAUCCGCUUGCCACCGUUCAAAGGCCUUUUUUCCAUGGUAAGGCGCUUACGCUCCGGUCCCGCGAACCGGUAACGUUUGUGAGGUUUGUCCCGCCCGAAAACGAGCCACUCACUUCUCGGUAGUGGUGGUAAUUUAAUUUAAACACUACUUACUUAUUCACAACAGUCAACAGCCAGUUUUCCCCAGGACCUGGUGGAAUGUUGCACACCGGAAUGCUAUUCUUGCGAGUGAACCGCACGAGUACGCAAACGAACACUGUCUGACACGGGACCCCGUGUCCCGUUCUGGGAGCUUUCUUUCCGCAAACCCGGCUGGAAGGUCAAGCCGUCGUUGCCCCCUUUCGCACGUACAUGGGUGUGGAAUUAAUUAGUUCAAACUAUUUUCACAGCCACUUUCGCACGAUCUGGCACGAAUCAUUGCCUUCAAUCUGGCUGAAUCGUCCUACUGCUAGGGCACUUCCUUCACCGCUGGCUUGAGCUGGCGGGCCAUAAAUUGGAUGAUUUAACGUUCGGGUUAAAAUUUUCCCACGAGAGCCGCGGAAAGCGAAAUUUAAGCUGGGUAAAGGGCAAUAAAACCAUAUCGGAUUCGAUAAUUAGCAAGAAAUGUUCUCGCCUGUGACUCGUUUAUGGCUGUACAGGUCGUGUACCUCCACCGAGGGUCAUCAAAGCCGUAUCGUGCCGCUAGUGGUCACAUUUGUUCGUGGAGCAAUAAACUGGUGUCGAUUAGAAGCGGAAUCUAUGCAACAGCUGGCGCAAGGCAAUUUCCUUUCGGAGGUGUCCGCUUGCAUGUUUUCGCUUAAAAAAGGGAUUUUAUUAUUUUUCAUAACAUCGUUCAUCUGGAGAGAAGCUCGAUUUUUCCGGUGAGUCGUAGCAAUUAAUUCCGCAAUUCCGUUGUCGUAUCAUCGUAGGUAAAACCUGACUAUGUAAAUAGACUGUAAUUACUCAAUGUAAUUGUGACUGUAUGCGUGUUCCAGCCAAACAUUAAAUGCCAAACUAAGAGAAAAAAUACAACGCGUAGUACGGUGAUAACGCCAAUCACAUUGUUAACUUCCCUGUCCAUCCCUUCCUAUAGAGCUCCUAUAGAGUUAUCUGAAGAACGUGCAGCACACCAAUAGAUAUACAGAUAUAGAGCAGAAUAAAGAAUCCUUCAUCACACAACCCUAACCCAACCCAUCCCGAUUUAAUGAAACUGUUGAAAUGUUAUAGGCGCGUUAAGCUAGUCAAUAAUGAAAUCGUGCAGCAAAAUGUCUAACAAACAAGCCGUUAGCAAAGCUAAAGCAUACUAACACAGUGAUAGUUUAACAAAACGCAAACCAAGCUUUUGUUCGUUGUAGAUGCCACACAGCCGCUUCCUGGUUACAAGGAGUUACGUUCCAGCGUUGUUGGGUGUUAGUAUAAGGGCUAAGUCGCACUGCUGUCCCCCUUCGGUGCCAAUCGUUAUGUUAGUAGUGGAACCAGUUAAAAGAGCAAAGACACAAAAUCAAAAAAUCUCAAGCCCACUGAAAUUUAAACUACGCUGAUGGAUGGUAUAAUGCAAAAUGUUUAGAUGCAAGCAAAACAUUAGUGAGUCUUUCCUAGAAAUCUGUCAGCUGGUGAGCAUCAAGACUCAGGCGUCGUCUGACUAUUGUUUUAUAGAGUGCACGACAGUCAGUCAGUGUAAUAUUUACUCCCAGAGUUAGGUAAUUGCCAGUGCCAACGUGCGAGAUGUCUUGGUGUUGGUCUCAAGUGGUUAAGGCAAGACGUUAAGUUUGUUUCGAGAUGCCAUUGUUUUGUGUUUGUACGCGUGGAGUAAAUACCGAGCUUGUCGUUCGUCCCGGCGACUGCGGCAAUGCAAAAAGGCUAAGCGAGUGCCGUGGACGUGGCAACCUAAAAGCAACAAACAAUUUACUACAAUGUACACAGCGGACCGCAACCAACAUUAGCCGGAUGCCAUUUCUCCCGAAGCCGAAGUGUGUUGUACAGUCACGUCUCGAAGUGAAUACGAUUUAUAUCAUCUUGUGCUGUGUAGAAAACUGAACUGAGUAUGAGCAACUAGAGGUACGUUAUUAGUACACGUGUGUCCGAGCACAUACAUCAUAAACCCAAUAUAUAUAUACUUAUACGGUUAAGUAAGGGUGGAAUGUUGUAGUACCCGCCCCCUCCUUCGGCCGACGUGGAUUGCGGCGUCGGUAAACUAUUCAAUCAUGUUUAUAUGGAUGUUAGAGAUUUAUUUUAUAUUUUUCCACUCUUCCAGAGAACACUAUUGGAUGAAAAAUAAAAAAAUAAACAAUGCCAAAAAGUAAAACUAUGAUAUGGUAGCGAAGCUGACUGUUUCUGCGCUCGUGUUUAA